Messenger RNA from Symbiodinium sp. CCMP2592, 636 nucleotides. Lineage: Eukaryota; Dinophyceae; Suessiales; Symbiodiniaceae. The record is from the annotation of a GenBank genome assembly.
AUGCCGCUGGCGACCCACUCGUGGCUUCACGGCCUCCUCAGUGCUUCCGAAGACCACGAGGUCUUGGCCUUCGGGCCACGGUCAGACACCAGCUUUCUCGGGAAGAGGAGGGUGAAGGUCAAGUUCGACGAGGAGGGAGUGCCCCGGCGGAAGGGCGUGCCUGUCUGCUGCAAUCCGUCUGGAAUACCUGGACGACACUGUCUACAGACAUGCAGGACCGAUCCGAGAUUUAUGAAAAGCAAGGAUGAGAGAGACGCGGAGCAGAUGAUGGAAGCGGCAGAGAAGCAGCGGCGGAGAAAGGAAGGCUCCCGUGGAGGCGCUGGGAGCAGGCCUGGCUCGGAAGGCUAUGCCGAGCGAUUUGUUGGUGCAAACGGCGAGUACAAUCCUUUCGGCCGCCAUUUUCCGGCGCCGCCGGCACCGCCGAGGAAACCUGGCUUCUGGCCAUGGCUGGAUGCAAAGAAGAGUCUUCAGGAGUUGGCCAAGGGAUCUCCAAACCCACAGUACUACUUGACGAACUGGAUUGACCGUGUCAACCACAUGAACUUCCUCGGCUGGGUAGAUGGACCUACGGACGUGCGGCCUGGAAUCGUCUCCAAUGCGCCCGACGAUCCCUUGGAUGAUGCCACGGAGUUCUGA